AUGAAGAAUGACAAAAUAAAAUUAGUGAGUUUCGAGGGGGAUGAAUUCAUCGUCGAUAAAUACACUGCGUCCAUGUCGACGGUUAUACUUAACAUACUUGAAGUAAUGACGGCCGAGGAAGACACCAUACCACUACCUAACAUAAAAACACCGAUUCUAAAAAAAAUCAUCGAGUACAUGGAGUACCAUAUUAACAACCCCGCAGACGAAAUCCCCAAGCCCCUCAUCACCUCCAACCUGCAGGACGUCGUUUCAACGUGGGACUACGAUUUUGUAAAUACGGAUAAGGAAACCCUGUAUGAGUUGAUAGAGGCAUCCAACUACCUCGAUAUAAAGCCCCUUCUGGACUUAACCUGUGGAAAAAUUGCCUCCAUGAUGAAAGACAAAACGACGGAAGAAAUUCGAGCAGAAUUUGACAUCGUCAACGACUUCACGAGGGAAGAGGAGAAGCAGAUACGGGAAGAAAACAGAUGGUGCGGUGACAUCUGA
Messenger RNA from Plasmodium knowlesi strain H, 489 nucleotides. Its product is annotated as suppressor of kinetochore protein 1, putative. The transcript is spliced from 5 exons. Gene Ontology annotation, biological process: SCF-dependent proteasomal ubiquitin-dependent protein catabolic process. Bases 1 to 489 code for a protein of 162 amino acids. Gene Ontology annotation, molecular function: cullin family protein binding. The record is from RefSeq and is a predicted model, not a curated record. Gene Ontology annotation, cellular component: nucleus; cytoplasm. Lineage: Eukaryota; Apicomplexa; Aconoidasida; Haemosporida; Plasmodiidae.